This is a messenger RNA of [Candida] anglica, 1308 nucleotides long. The record is from the annotation of a GenBank genome assembly. NCBI's taxonomy places the organism in Eukaryota, Fungi, Ascomycota, Pichiomycetes, Serinales, Debaryomycetaceae.
AUGAUUUCAAAACGAACAUUUUUAGCUUUGGCAAUUUUUGUUGCAGCUAAUACGGCUGAAGCAGCUAGUAUCAAAGCGCAAUACCCUCUUGCUCUCCGCGAUGUCAACGACAUUUCACCAUCAUCUGAUGUUAUUUUCAGAAGAGCAGGUAUUAGGAUCCGGGCUGACCCAGUUCCCUCUGAACCUCUUCCACCAAAUCAGGAACCACCAAAGCAGGAGCCACCAAAGCAGGAUCCUACCAAGCCUGAUCCUACUAAGCCUGAGCCACCAAAGCAAGAUCCUACCAAACCUGAUCCUACUAAACCAGAACCACCAAAGCAAGAUCCUACCAAACCUGAUCCUACUAAACCAGAACCACCAAAGCAAGAUCCUACCAAGCCUGAUCCUACUAAGCCUGAGCCACCAAAGCAGGAUCCCACUAAGCCUGAGCCACCAAAGCAGGAUCCUACCAAGCCUGAUCCUACUAAGCCUGAGCCACCAAAGCAGGAUCCUACCAAGCCUGAUCCUACUAAGCCUGAGCCACCAAAGCAGGAUCCUACCAAGCCUGAUCCUACUAAGCCUGAGCCACCAAAGCAGGAUCCUACCAAGCCUGAUCCUACUAAGCCUGAGCCACCAAAGCAGGAUCCUACCAAGCCUGAUCCUACUAAGCCUGAGCCACCAAAGCAGGAUCCUACCAAGCCUGAUCCUACUAAGCCUGAGCCACCAAAGCAGGAUCCUACCAAGCAGGAUCCUACUAAGCCUGAGCCACCAAAGCAGGAUCCUACCAAGCCUGAUCCUACUAAACCAGAACCACCAAAGCAAGAUCCUACCAAGCCUGAUCCUACUAAGCCUGAGCCACCAAAGCAGGAUCCCACUAAGCCUGAGCCACCAAAGCAGGAUCCUACCAAGCCUGAUCCUACUAAGCCUGAGCCACCAAAGCAGGAUCCUACCAAGCCUGAUCCUACUAAGCCUGAGCCACCAAAGCAGGAUCCUACUAAGCCUGAUCCACCAAAGCAAGAUCCUACUAAGCAGGAUCCUACUAAACCAGAACCACCAAAGCAGGAUCCUACUAAGCCUGAUCCACCAAAGCAAGAUCCACCAAAGCAAGAUCCACCAAAGCAAGAUCCACCCAAGGAGGAUAGCCCUGCUACCCCAGUUGGCGAAGCAGCCACCCCUCUAGGUAAAGGCAGUAUUUCACCUGGUGGAGGGGCCUCUUCAUCGAUAGGAAAAGUCACUUCUAGCACCAAUGACGCACAAAUGGCAGGCUCCAUUGUUGUUGGGGGACCUGUUGGAUUUGCUGUUGGUAUAGUCGCCAUGCUUCUACUUUGA